This is a messenger RNA of Apis florea (little honeybee), 3020 nucleotides long. RefSeq lists its product as uncharacterized. Gene Ontology annotation, biological process: microtubule-based movement. Gene Ontology annotation, molecular function: microtubule binding; ATP binding; microtubule motor activity. The record is from RefSeq and is a predicted model, not a curated record. Lineage: Eukaryota; Metazoa; Arthropoda; Insecta; Hymenoptera; Apidae.
UCGUGAUAGCGUCACGUCGUAAUAAACGAAUUGUCGUUUUCGCGUCGAAAAGGUGAUUAUUCUUUGUUUCUUUUUUCGGCCGUGAAGAAUUUUGGGGAAUUAACGAUCGCGAAUUCGAGAAUGCGCUAGUGGAACCGGUUAUAUCGUGGGAACCGUGGCAAAGGGCAGGUCCCGAUAGAAGGAAGGAAUCGAAAUAUUUCGAAACGUUCGUGUCGAGGAUCGCUGGUCGUUUUCGCGCGGCGAUGACGCGGAAGGGGGCGCAACAGGAAUUUGACGGUUGUGUAUGAAGUGUGACGGUAAAGUGCAAUCGAACAGGUGCAUCGAAACGAAGCUCAGCGGACAACGAUGAAUCAUUGGAGGGUGACAUUUCUUCGCGCUGAGUAACUGCAUCGCUCGUCUACGAUCGAAACGACAUGGAUGUACGGACAGAGAGGCCUCGAACGGCCGGCCGGAUAGCGCCGACCGGACGCGUUACUCCGACCAUACAUCAAACAGGUGGAGGAAGAAGAAAAGCGAUACCGGUCCCGCCGCCGAGGGUGCCGACCCCCAUGCCCACCGCCAACAAUAAUCAACAAAAAAACAAUGCGAACGUGGACGCCCCGGCCGCGGUACCCACUCAGAAGAAAGAGCCGCACGAGAACAUCGCCCGGAUAGCGAAGCGGUAUCUCGACGAUAACAUGCAGCAGGCGUGGAUCAAUCCUCGUCUAAUAUCGAUGAUAAACAUGGAGGCUGUGACGUCGACCGACUACGACUCGUCGAAUCUGAGCAGAAAUUUCAAUCAGGUGGGGUUCAACACGUACAACUAUUCCCAGUUCGAGGAGAAGUACAAGCCGCGGCAAGCGUUGAAGUACGGGGACGAGUAUGCGGAGUACGGGCGGAACUCGGUCAGGUUGGGGCCGAACGAGAGGUUGGCGAGAUUAACGUCGUUGUCGUCGUCGAGGCAUCAAGAGGUUGCCGGGAAGAUCGAUCAGAGAUACGCGAGGAGUCACUCGCAGCCCGAGCGACAGCACCAUUCGACCCACGAGGCGCGGUCCAAGUCUCAAGAUUCCCGCGAGUUGACCUUCUAUCACAUAGAUCCGCCCGCCUCCUCAAGAGCGGAGAACGUCCACUCCGCGAAGACGCAUCGCGGUGUCGCGGUGGAGAAGGGUCAGGGCAAAAAGGAGUUGACCUUCUACGAGAUCGAUGGGCCCGCGUCGCAAGAAAAGGCGGCGAAAGACGGCAAAUCGGACGGAGCAGGAGGAGGGAAGGACAAAAGCGAGAAAGGACAGAGGGAGAAGGCGCACGGUUGUUCGGGCGGCGUCCAGGAGGCCAAAGCGUGCUGCCUUACCUCGAAACACGCGAGGCAGGAGCAGAAAGGAGCUGCUAUCGCGCCGCCACCCAAUUACCAACUGAACAGAUCCCAAUCCGAUCUGACCGAUUGUCAACUGCCCAAUUAUUACAGGCAUCGGAACAAUCCUUACAUCGAUCCGCCCAAGUACAGGCAAUUCGACAGGCCGCCGAGGUAUCAGGAAACGCCGCCGAGAUCCGAGCCACCGCCAAAGUACUCGGAGGUGGCCAGACGUGGCCAGGACGACUACAAACGCGUCCAGGAGGAGAGGGGCAAACGGCAAGGUGGAGGAGGAGGAGGAGGAGGAGGGAGCUUGGUAGUAGGCAUCGGUAGCGGCGGUGGCAACGGCGGCGGCAGUGGCGGCGGCGGCGGCGGUGGUGGUAGUAACUCCAGCAGGGGAACUCAUGGCGCCGAGACGCCCUCUAAUCUGACCAGUAUCACGCCAACCGCGCGAGAAGCAACACGCGCUCCUUCGUCGCGGUCGCGGCUCCCCUACAAGUCGUGCGACACGCGUUGCCCCAACGCCACUGCCACCACCACCACGAACAACAACAACAACAACAACAACAACAACAACAAUAACAGUCACCACAACAACCACAACCACAACAACAACAACAACAACAACAACGUAAGCAGCGGCAGCGGCAACAACUCGAACAAAGAGGAGGCGUAUCAAGAUGCGAGCGAAGAGGGCGAGGUGAUAUCCGGCGGUUUGACCACCAGGUGUCACGGGGAUUUUUCGAAAGCGUCGUCGUUCCAUCAUCAUCACCACUACCACCACCUUCAUCAUCAUCAUCAUCAUCAUCAUCAGAAUCGGUGCACGAGCAUCGGUGUCGGAGGCGCGGUUCCCGGCAAUGCCUGCCAAAGUGGUUCCGGUGUGGCGUGCGAUCCGUCGACGUGCGACAGGUACAAGGGUGCCGUGGAUUGUUUGCUGAAGGCGAGCGAGGCGGUGCAAGGUCGUGUGUGCGACAGAUCGAUGUUGAAGAUCGAGAAAAGGGAUUCGAGCAAAGGGAUCGUUCACGGGAUCGAGGGGGUGGUGGGGGGUGGGAAGUGCGGCGGGGAUAGGAUGAAAUCGGGGCAGGAACUCGGUUACGGGGGCAAGCACGGGGCGGAGCAGCAAGUGGGCGGCAAGUCGAAGGGUCACGGUGAUGUAACGGGUCACGGGUUCAAGGUGGAGAACAUGAGGUACUACGGCGAGUUGAAGGGUUACGACUUGAAGUCUUACGGGACGAUCGACAAGCCGGCGUUGGGCGUCGUCGUCUCUGCCCACGAGAAAUCCCAUUUGCACGGGGCGAGCGAGAAGAACGAGAAGUGUCACUCGAAAGUGUCCACCUCCUCCUCCUCCUCCUUGUGCUCGCCCGCGAUGCAGAGUUACGGCCUGUCCAAGGUCGGCGGCGGUGAACGCCCAGCCGAGAAGAGCGUGUACGCCGAUCACUAUUAUCACCGAUCGUCGCACUCGAAACAACCGCAAACCGCGUAUCAAGUGUACCAGGAGACCAAGUACUCGUACAACGUGAGCGGGGUACCGGGGACGCCGGCGCAGGCGAGCGCAGCCGCAGCUUUCUUCGCAAGGUCAGUUACUCAAUCUGCUGCUAUACCCCUCUUCCAUACACGUACCGCGCGCUACCGCUCGCGAUCACGCGCCUCUCCACCUGUUUCCUUUCCCCCGACGAUUUACGACUCGUCGUGA